CGGCGGCGGGGGGGAGCCGGCGCGGGGGCGGCGGUGCCGGUGCCGGUGCGGCGGGCGCAGUGCGCGCGGGCUGCCGAGCGAGGCGGGAUGCGGGCGGCCCACGGGCUCUGGGCGGCGCUGGCCCUGCUCCUGCUGCCGGCCGGCAGCCGGGCCCUGCGCGACGGGGAGUGCGAGGUGUGUGUCACGUUCCUGGGAAGGUUCUACCAGAGUCUAAAGGACAACGAUGUUGACUUCACACCUGCCAGUAUUGAAAAGGAGCUUUUGAAAUCCUGCAAAGAAGCAAAAGGCAAGGAGAACCGCCUGUGCUAUUAUGUUGGGGCCACAAGUGAUGCAGCCACCAAAAUCAUUAACGAGGUAUCAAAGCCCAUGAGUCAUCACAUCCCCGUGGAAAAGAUCUGUGAGAAACUAAAGAAGAAAGACAGUCAGAUCUGUGAACUAAAAUACGACAAGCAGAUCGACCUGAGCACCGCCGACCUGCGCAAGCUGCGGGUGAAGGAGCUGCGGCGGAUCCUCGACGACUGGGGCGAGGCGUGCAAGGGCUGCGCCGAGAAGUCCGACUUCAUCCGCAGGAUCCACGAACUGAUGCCCAAGUACGCGCCGCGGGCCGCCGGAGCCCGCGCGGACCUCUGAGGGGGUCCGGUCCGAUCCGGUCCGGUCUGGUCCGGUCCGAUCCGGCCCGGCGGGGAGGCGGCCGAGGCGCGCGCCCCCGGCGGCGGUAGCUGAGGCGGCGCGCGCUGUACGGGACGUUCAUUAAAGUACAACGGUCUCUACCGGG
This is a messenger RNA of Aquila chrysaetos chrysaetos, 775 nucleotides long. RefSeq names its product mesencephalic astrocyte derived neurotrophic factor (gene MANF). The record is from RefSeq and is a predicted model, not a curated record. NCBI's taxonomy places the organism in Eukaryota, Metazoa, Chordata, Aves, Accipitriformes, Accipitridae. The coding region runs from base 88 to 630 and encodes 180 amino acids. Gene Ontology annotation, biological process: dopaminergic neuron differentiation; neuron projection development. The transcript is spliced from 4 exons. Gene Ontology annotation, cellular component: endoplasmic reticulum.